Molecule: messenger RNA, 3092 nt
Organism: Blepharisma stoltei
Lineage: Eukaryota; Ciliophora; Heterotrichea; Heterotrichida; Blepharismidae
Source: the annotation of a GenBank genome assembly
AUGAUGCAAAUGCUCAUUAGAGGAUUCAAGAGCUCCCCUCGUCUUCUGAUGAAAAAAGACUACUACAAAAUUCUAGGCGUCAGCCCUUCUGCUACAGACCCAGAAAUAAAAAAAGCUUAUUUUAUCCUCGCAAAAAAAUUUCACCCAGAUGUCUGUAGUGACCCAUCUGCCAAAGAAAAAUUUUCUGAAAUUAAUGAAGCUUAUGAAACCAUUGCAAAUUCUCAGAAAAGGAAUCUUUAUAAUGCCUCUAGAAAGGAAAAUAACACCCACAAAGAAGAAAAAGUCCAUGAAGAUCCUGAAAAUAUUUUUGAAGGGUUUGAAGAUUUUAAUUUCCAAGGCUCUUUUUCCCAGUUUGAGUUCAAUAACAUUUCUCUGGAUAAUAAUCAAGAAAAAAAGCAAUUUAAAGGUGAUGAUAUAGGGAUUUAUUUUGAAUAAAAAAUUAUUUAUUGAAAAAUUCUAUAUUAAUUUAAUAGAAUUAUUUAGUAUGCCUGGUCAAGCACAGGUAGCAACCCUACAGCCCCACCCCCCCCUAAAAGUGGUACCCCCACCCCCCUUUCACAGAUGGCACCCCCCCACCCCCCUUAAUAUAGUAUAGAUAUAUCACAAAUGCUAAUUUAGAGCAGGCGUAAUAAAUAAAUUAUUUAUUUUAGAUAUUAAAAAUUACUGAUUUAUACAAUAUCAUAUAGCGUAGCGCAAUCGAUUAAGGAGUAGUGAAAAUUUCCUAUAACUACUAAGAGCCCCACAUCUGAAGAAAUUUGCUGACAAGCAUAAUGAUCUUUGGUAUUAAUUAGCAGUAUAUCCUGUAUAUAUUUAUGAGCUUUGUGGAACAAUGGCUAAAGAGUCCAUUUAGAGAUCUAAAAGUAAAACUGACAAUAGCAAAUACUAUUUUUAUUAGCACAUUGCUUUUCAAAUGAAAGAGAUGCUCUAUAUAAGUUAGGUAGUAGAGAAUAAGAUAUGGAAUGCUAUAAAUAAGCUAUCAGAGUUGAUCCAAAUUAUGCUGAUGCAUACAAUAGCAUAGGAGUUAUCUUCUAUAAAGAAAAGAGUUAUGAAAAAACACUAAAACAUUGUAACGAUGCAAUUAAAAAAUCCAAACUGUGGAGUAGUAUUAUAUUAUUAUUAUAAUAAAGGAAAUGCUCUUACUCCCCCCCUCUUUAAAUUGGAACAAAAUAUAGGUAAAAUUUCCACUUUUUUGGUAAAUUAACCCCCUUUAAAUUGAAACAAAAUUUAAUUUUAUAAUAAAAAAUUAUAAUAAUUUUUAUGUAAAAGAUUUUGAUAUAAGCUAAAUGUUUCUUUCUUAACUAAAAUCAAAAAUUUAGUUAUAUCUUAUUCUUGUUUAAAGAAGAGAGUUUAAAGAAUAGAGUAUAGAUAGCAUAUUAUUUAAACAAAAUUAGCACUUUGAUCGAUAAAUUUUCUAAAAUUUUUUGUUUUUAAAUUUUUUUUAUCAAUAAAAAUAAUAAUUUUUGUGUAAAUAAUUUUGAUACCAAUUAAUAGUGGCGUAUUAACUAAUAAUGAAAAUUUAGUUAUAUCUUGCUUUGUUUUUAAAAGAUAAAGAGUAAAUAGCAUUUUAUUAAACAAAUUUAUUAAUCUAAUUCGAUAAGUUUUUGAAUUUUUAUAUAUUUUUUUUUUUAUAAAAACAUUUUAUAUUGAUAUUUUUUUUUAAAACAAAAAAUUAGCCCCCCUUUAAAUUGGAACAAAAAUUUUUUGUUCCAAUUUAAAUGGGGGGAGUUAGACAGUUAGGAAGAAGAGAAGAAGUUUUGGAAUGCUAUAAAAAACAAUCAAAAAGAAUAAUGACAACUCAAGAUGUGAUAUAGGCAUGGUAUGUAAGAAAAUAUGAAUAUAAUUAAUACUUGAAUUCGCAAAAAUUUUAUUUUAUGAAUUGAUUACUUUUAAACCUACUAUUUAAGCUAAUUAUCCAUCUUCUGCAUAUCCUGCAUUAGCUCAUAUUACAUCCAUCUUGAAGUUACCUACACUGUAUUCAUCUUCGCUGCACUCUGUAGUUAUUGUAUUGUGCUUGAUUCAUUUAAUAAUUAUUGACAUUAUCAAUAUCUUUGGCAUUGUAUUUAUAAAUAUAAAAAACAAAUUUAAUAUAUUUCCUAAUUAAUUUUUAAUUAAUUUGAAUUUAUUAAUUAAUCGCAAUUAUUAAAGCAAUUUAUAGACUUCAUUUAUCAAUAUAGCGCUUUAAUUGGAUUAUAUUUAAAAUAUUCUUUUUGAGGGGGGGUGGGGGUGCCAUUUUUAGGGGGGGUGGGAAUUCCCUUAUUGGGAGGGGAUGGGGGUGUAGGGUUGCUACCUAUGCUUGACCAGUAUGCCCAUUUAAAUUAAUAUAGCACCCUUUAUCGUCUUUUUAUUAUUUAUUAAAUAUUCAUUAAAAAUAGUUUUAUAUUAAAUUAGCAAUUGAAGUCCCAUUUUUAGAAGCAAUUCAUGGGAUAUCAAGAGUUUUGAAAUUUGAAAGGAGAACAUUGUGCAAUGCAUGUCAUGGCUCAAAAAUGAAAAUUGGCACAGCAAGAGCAAAAUGCGAGGCUUGUCAAGGGAAAGGGGUUAUAUCAGUAAAAAAAGAUAAUAUGAAUGUACAGGUUAUGUGCCAAAAAUGCAAAGGCGUUGGGAAUUUUAUAAGGGCAUUAUGUUUAAGCUGCAGAGGAAGAGGGAUUUUAUCGAGCAAAGCCACAGAAGCUGUUCGCUUUCCAUCAGGGGUUGAUGAUGGCUUUAUGCUGAGAAUGCUAAAUAAAGGGCAUCAUAGUGAAUUAGGUGGCCCACCUGGUGAUUUGCAAGUGUGGGUAAAAGUGCUACCCAGCCCUACUUAUAAGCGCCAAGGUUACGAUAUACAUACGAAUUUGUCUUUAUCUGUAACCCAAGCUGUCCUUGGAGCCGAAAUAGAAGUGGAUACAAUUCAUGGAAAAACAAAAAUACAAGUAAACCCAGGUACGAACCCUGGAGAUACACAUAGAAUUGUAGGACAAGGGAUCAAAUACUUACCCCCAAGCACCCUUAAGGGGCAUCAUUUUGUGGAAUUUAAUAUAAAAAUCCCUAAAAAGCUGACUUCAGAGCAGAGAAGCAUUUUUGAGCAAUUAGAAAAAGUAAAAUCCAAAACAAAAUAA